This is a messenger RNA of Triticum aestivum (bread wheat), 989 nucleotides long. RefSeq lists its product as uncharacterized. The transcript has a single exon. NCBI's taxonomy places the organism in Eukaryota, Viridiplantae, Streptophyta, Magnoliopsida, Poales, Poaceae. The coding region runs from base 150 to 689 and encodes 179 amino acids. The record is from RefSeq and is a predicted model, not a curated record.
CUCCGGCAGCAAGCACCCCACGCAUUACAUUUACAUUACCACACCAACAGCGCAAACAAGAGAAGCGCAGGAAGAACCAGACAGAAGCUAGCGCUAGCAGCAGCACACACGCGACGACCAAGAGACAUACAGGGGCGUACGGCGGGGAAAUGGGCCUGUGUGUCUCAUACGACGCUGCGCCCGACGGCCCGGCGACAGCCAGGGUGGUUCUCCCCAGCGGCGAGCUCCGGGAGUACUCGCCGCCCGCAACGGCGGCGCUCGCGUUGGAGGAGGUCGGCGAGAAGGGGUGGUUCCUGUGCGACGCCGACAGGAUGGGGUUCGAGGGCUCCGUCGCGGCGGUGGCCGGCGGCGAGGAACUCCAGCCGGGGCAGAUCUACUUCGUGCUCCCGAGCGAGAUGCUGCGCCGCCGCCUCGCCCCCGAGGAGGUGGCCUCGCUCGCCGUCAAGGCCAGCGCCGCCCUCGUCAGGGCCUCCACCGUGUCGUCAGCCGGCGGCCGGCGCCGGCGGGGCUCCGUGGCGCCGCUCGUGUUCGCGCCGUCCGACGAGGACUACUCGGCCGAGGAUGCCUUCACCUUGGCGACGUUCGCUGCGAAGCCGACGGUGGCGCAGAAGCGGAGGGUGGCGUACCGAGGCGGCAGGUCGCCGCCGAGGUUCUCGCCCGACUUAACCGCCAUCUCCGAGAGCGAGUAGAGGACUAGAGGUGCAUGGUACACGAGACUGCCAAAAAAAAGGGGCGCAUCGUUGCACAUAGCCCUGCCUCGCCUGGCCACGACUGACGCGUGGGCCCGUCCGCUGAUGCUAGAUCGGACGGCGGGGACGCGGAGAUGGGCGCGGCAAAUGUUUGAUAUGUGGAUGUGUGCAGCUAGUUUCUGAGAGUGUGGGGUGGCCGUGGUAGAAAUAGUCGCGUCUUCGGCGUUGUUAAUUUAAACGUCAGAAGCACGAGGAAAUGCACAUACAGAUAUGCAUGUCAAUGUAAUGUAAAUACUGCAC